Messenger RNA from Rotaria socialis, 1521 nucleotides. Lineage: Eukaryota; Metazoa; Rotifera; Eurotatoria; Philodinida; Philodinidae. The record is from the annotation of a GenBank genome assembly.
AUGGCAAUAAAACCAUCUGAAGAAUCUCAAUUUGGAAUAAAAAUCUAUUUAAGUCAACCAUGGAAUUUAAUUAAAAGUGGAUAUCUUGUACUAACAUGGAUUGUUCUAGGUUUUCAUCUUGAAUUGAUUGGCCCAACAAUGUCAAUUGUUGCAGCAAAUGCUAAAGUUGAUUAUAGUGGAAUGAGUUCAGCACUUGCAGCACGAUCUGCAGGUUAUUUAAUAGCAAAUAUUUUUGGUGCUAUAUUUCAAAAUAUAGUCAAAAAACAUUCUGAAGGCCUUCUUGUUUGUGCUUUUAUUUUACCUGCUAUUGUUGUUUUUACAACUCCGUUUGUAAAAUCAUUAAUAGCUAUGUGUCUUUUAUUUCUUAUUCAAGGAACUGCUCAAGGUUUGACAGAUCUAGGUGGAACAAAUAUUUUAUUGACAAUGUGGAGUAGUAAUGCCGCAGCUCCAUUAAAUACGGCUCAUUUAGGAUAUGGCAUAGGUGCUGUUUUUGUUAAUUUACUUGUUCGUCCAUUUCUUAGUCAAAAAAGUACAUUAAUAAAUAAAAAAGAUUAUAAACAAGCAAAUGAAACAUUAUCAGAUGUUAAUUUAACAACAAAUAAUUCAUCGCUUUUUAUUCCAUAUUCCAUUACUGCUCUUCUAUGUUUUUUACUUGCUAUUGGACAUUUAUUUUUUUAUAUUAAAGAACAAAAAAAUCAUCGAGAAAUAUUACAAGUUCAACAGAUUGAUUAUACUGCUGUAAGUGAAAAUCCAACAAAUUUGAGUCGUUUAAUGAAUAAAGAUAAAUCUUCACAAUAUUCUCCUCGUACAUGUGGUCGAGGAUAUUUUCAAUAUGGUUUAAUUCUUUCAAUAAUAUUUGUUUGUUAUACAUUUUUUAUUGGUGGAAAUGAUCAAACAUUUUCGAAAUUCUUUUUUGCUUAUCUUAAAUUUGAUCAAUUCAAUAUAUCGACAAAAGCUGCAAGUUGGGCAACUAUUUUAUAUUGGCUUUCAUAUUCAAUUGGAAGAUUAUUUGCUGCAAUUAUAUCUGUAUUUUUAUCAGUAGAUAUGUGUCUUAAUAUAAUUUGGUUUGGAGGUUUUUGUCUUGCUAUAUCUUGGUUAAUAUUUGUAUGGUUUAUUGGUUUAACAAGCACAAGUUUAUUCAUUCUUGGAGCAGUUACUGGCUUAGUAUUUUCGCCAAUAUUUCCAUUAUCAUUUGGUUUAUUUAAUCAACGAUUAAAUGUUGUACCAAUGCUUCUUGCUUCACUCUUAUGUGGAUCGGCAGUUGGAGCAAUGACUCUUCAAAAAAUUGCUGGUUUUGUAUUGGAUCGUAAUCCAAAACAUUUUCCAACACUCUUAAUUGUUUGUUUAUUGAUAUCAAUUAUACUUUAUUUAGCGUCAAAUCUUGUUUAUUUUUUUCAUGAACGAAAAAAUCUAUUAAAUGCUCGUCCAUCAUUAACAAACGGUGCAGCACUCUCACCCGAAACUUCUAAUGACGAAGAACAACAAAUGGCUACGUAUUUAAGAGAUCAACAAGAUUCAUAA